CCAUUAAAAUAGGAAAAAGAAAUGGAGUGCCGGAGCAAACACUCUGGUCCACCGUCGACAAUCGGAUGGGCAUGGAAAAGCUGAUACGCAAUACACGUCACGGCUACGCAAAUCGUUAUCCAACUCCCUCCACCUCGUCCCCCAUUAUUGGACUUUUUGCUGAUCCGAAUGCAUUGUUUGUGCUAUAUAUCCAAUCCCCAGCUCCCACAACUAAUGUUCAAAGAAAUUUCGAAUUGGGUUUUGUCUAUUUUCUUCCGCGACUCUGUUUUCUUGGAGAGUUUCUUGGGAUUUCACGUGAGAGAACCUGUUGGAUUCUUGAACCGGCGGGUAAUCCGACUUUGGGCUUUUGGUGUUUGAAUUGAAAGCCCCUUUUGCCUCUUGUGGUGCGAGGUGGGUUGAAUCGAAGUUGGAGAUCAAGGGCUUGAAUCAAAGCUAGGGUUCAAGAGCUGUCUACCAAACCGUUUUGAUUGAGAUAUGGAUAUAAGUAAUGAGGCCAAUGUUGAUCCGUUCUCAAUUGGACCUUCGACCAUUGUGGGUCGGACAAUUGCUUUCAGAAUCUUAUUCUGCAAGUCGAUCUCACACUUGAGGCAUCAAAUCCUUCAUACGCUGGUAUUUUACUUUCAUAGAGUUAGGAGUUAUUCGAAGGCUUUCUUGACGCCCGUUUUCUCAUGGCUUCAUCCCCGGAACCCACAAGGGAUACUAGUAUUUGUGACACUUCUAGCUUUUUGGUUAAGACGAUACACAAAUGUAAAACGAAAAGCUGAGAUGGCAUAUCGGAGGAAAUUUUGGAGGAAUUUAAUGAGAUCUGCGUUAACGUAUGAGGAAUGGGCUCAUGCUGCUAAGAUGUUGGAUAGAGAGACCCCCAAAAUGAACGAGGCACACCUUUAUGAUGAAGAACUGGUGAGGAACAAGCUUCAAGAGCUGCAGCACCGUCGCCAAGAUGGUUCUCUGAGAGAUAUUAUAUUUUGUAUGCGAGCUGACCUUGUCAGAAACCUUGGAAAUAUGUGCAACCCUGAGCUCCAUAAGGGUAAGCUUCAAAUGCCUAAACUUAUAAAAGAGUAUAUUGAUGAGGUCACGACUCAACUACGAAUGGUUUGUGACUCUGAUUCGGAGGAGCUACUCUUGGAGGAGAAGCUUGCUUUUAUGCAUGAGACAAGACAUGCCUUUGGGAGAACAGCUUUGCUUUUAAGCGGGGGUGCUUCACUUGGAGCUUUCCAUGUGGGUGUGGUGAAAACCUUGGUAGAGCAUAAGCUUUUACCCAGGAUUAUUGCAGGGUCUAGUGUUGGAUCGAUCAUGUGUUCCGUGGUAGCCACUAGAUCUUGGCCCGAGCUUCAAAGUUUCUUUGAGGAUUCUUGGCACUCUUUGCAGUUCUUUGACCAGAUGGGGGGGAUUUUUGCAGUUUUUAAGAGAGUUAUGACAAGAGGAGCAGUUCAUGAGAUCAGACAAUUACAGAUGAUGUUAAGGCACCUCACCAACAAUCUUACAUUUCAAGAAGCUUAUGAUAUGACUGGCCGGAUUCUAGGGAUUACAGUUUGUUCCCCAAGAAAGCAUGAGCCGCCCAGGUGCCUUAAUUAUUUGACCUCACCUCAUGUUGUAAUCUGGAGUGCAGUGACUGCUUCCUGUGCCUUUCCUGGCCUUUUUGAAGCUCAGGAACUAAUGGCAAAAGAUAGAAGUGGUGAAAUUGUUCCAUAUCAUCCGCCAUUUCAUUUAGAUCCUGAUAAGGCUUCAGGUUCAUCUGCCCGUUGGUGGAGGGAUGGCAGCCUGGAGAUUGAUCUUCCUAUGAUGCAGUUGAAGGAGCUUUUCAAUGUCAAUCAUUUUAUAGUGAGUCAGGCAAAUCCUCAUAUUGCACCUUUACUUAGAAUGAAGGAGUUUGUGAGAGCUUAUGGAGGCAACUUUGCUGCUAAGCUUGCUCAUCUUGUUGAGAUGGAGGUGAAACACAGAUGCAACCAGGUACUGGAACUUGGGUUUCCAUUAGGGGGCCUUGCCAAGCUGUUUGCUCAAGAUUGGGAGGGUGAUGUCACUGUUGUAAUGCCAGCUACAUUAGCUCAGUACUCAAAAAUCAUCCAGAACCCAUCUCACUUGGAGAUUCAAAAGGCAGCAAAUCAAGGAAGGAGAUGCACUUGGGAGAAGUUGUCAGCCAUGAAAGCCAAUUGUGGGAUUGAGCUUGCUCUGGAUGAGUGUGUAGUGAUUCUUAACCAUAUGCGCAGACUGAAAAGGAGCGCUGAGAGAGCUGCUGCUUCCUCACAUGGCCUGGGAAGCACAGUCAGAUUUAAUGCCUCUAAGAGGAUUCCUUCGUGGAAUGUCAUUGCACGAGAGAACUCAACAGGGUCUCUCGAGGAAGAUGCUGUUGCAGAUGUUGCUUCCUUGAACCAUCAAGGUGUUGGUGGAUCCACAGGUCACACUGGCCGCAACUUGAGAAGCCCCCGUAACAUACAUGAUGGAAGUGACAGUGAAUCUGAGAGUGUUGAUCUUAAUUCUUGGACAAUAUCUGGUGGUCCUUUGAUGAGGACAACCUCAGCAGAUAAGUUCAUUGACUAUGUCCAAAAUUUGGACAUUGAUGGAAAACUGAACAGAGGGAUGAUGGGUCGCCCUAAUAAUUUUGUGAUUAGUUCAAGGGUAACGACACCAGAUAGAAAUUCUGACACUGAGUUAGACCAGAGGGAUUCCAAUAGAGUUCUGACAAACAAUUCUAGCAUCAUGGUUGCUGAAGGUGAUCUGCUGCAGCCGGAAAGGAUCCAUAAUGGGAUCGUGUUCAAUGUUGUGAAAAAGGAAGACUUGACCCCAACAAGUAGGAGUACGGAUUCAGAAAACAGCAGUCAGUUGCAGAUAUCAGUGGCCGAAUGUAUGCAACUUGACUGUCCAGAAAAGGAACUGGACUCAAGCUCAGUAUCCGAAUGCGGUGACAACAAUGAUGCCGAAGUGGAAGACACAAAAAAUGAAGCAGAUUUAGGUAAAGAUCUUUCUGGUCUGGACAGUGUUGAUAAUGAUAAUGAUGCUGUCGAUGCUUAAGAUUGGAGGAUGGUUUCCGCUCGGUAUUCCCGGCUCCAUUACAUUAUCAGAGGCGGGAGUUGCUUCGGUCGACUGUAAAAUAGCCGUAUUGGAUGAUGAUCCUGUUAUUUCAUUGGCUACUUUGGUUGGGAUAAUAUGUAAUGGUAGAAAUGAGGUUUAUACUGGGAAGAGCUCAACCUCAAGAGCUCAAGAAGUCAGUUACUUGGAACAUAUAAAAUGGACACAUUUUGAUUCUUCA
Messenger RNA from Diospyros lotus (date-plum), 3247 nucleotides. Its product is annotated as triacylglycerol lipase SDP1. NCBI's taxonomy places the organism in Eukaryota, Viridiplantae, Streptophyta, Magnoliopsida, Ericales, Ebenaceae. The coding region runs from base 475 to 3009 and encodes 844 amino acids. The transcript is spliced from 4 exons. The record is from RefSeq and is a predicted model, not a curated record. Gene Ontology annotation, biological process: lipid metabolic process. Gene Ontology annotation, molecular function: triacylglycerol lipase activity.